Danaus plexippus (monarch butterfly) is the source of this 8088-nucleotide messenger RNA. RefSeq names its product ankyrin repeat domain-containing protein 50. Lineage: Eukaryota; Metazoa; Arthropoda; Insecta; Lepidoptera; Nymphalidae. Gene Ontology annotation, molecular function: protein binding. Bases 624 to 6068 code for a protein of 1814 amino acids. The record is from RefSeq and is a predicted model, not a curated record. The transcript has 39 exons.
CAGUAGCUUUUUCACUCUCCUCUGAGAGCUGUAUGUUCUGUUGUGCAUUAUAUAUCUAUUUUAUAUAUGUUCAAUAAAUUCUCAAUAAAACAGUAAUCAAUCUCAAAUAGAUAAUCUACUGCGUCCCCAUUGAUAAAUGCCAUCCCAUAAACACUAUAUAUAUUAUGAUUUUAUAUGUGUUACUCUCUAUACAGAUUUACUUAUAACUUAUAACACUUGGACGCAUUACUUUUAACAUGUGAUUUACUAAUGUAAAUAGUUUAUUUUAAUAACGAAAUGGACGUGAAAGUUAUCGUGGGUGCGAAGUGAUGUGAUAACACUGGUGCAAUCAGGAUUCCUGCAACCAGUGCAGUGCUGAUUUUUUUUUUAAUUUCUUUUUGACGUUCAAACACUUGUCAUCGCAGUAUUUGCUCGAGCUUAAAAAAAAUUGCCGGCAGACGAUGUUUCAAACUUCACUAUAAUUUAAUUCACAACUCAGAAUCUCCCUCGAACCUCACGAAUGUGAUAAAAGAAAUAUUAUUUUAAUAUAAAAAUUAUAAAAAAAAAAGAAAUAAUCUGGUUCCUCUAGUAAUUAGUUCAAAAACCAAAGCACCCUAUAUAUUUCUAACCAAAGCUAGUUUAAGAUGUCGAACAUGCCGAUAUACAGCCAAGUGGCGCCCAAGUAUAGGACAAAAAACGCUAAAGGCAACUCCACGCGGGAGAAUAGGGGUAAUCCGAGAGAAUUCGACCCCCUGAAUUACAACCACGGGGGUAAUAUACAGCUUCUGAACGCGCCGAUGGAGAGUAGAAUUGAGAAACUAGAAAAGAGGGAAUCGAGACGCAAAGAAGAGACCAGAGUAAGAAGAACACAGAACAGAAGUGACGCCAACGAGGGGAAGGUCGAAGCGUAUUUGAGGCAGAACCAGGUCAGCAUAAGGCAGCAGCAGAACAGACAUUCCGCUGUCAGACACGCCGAACACCGGGUUAAUUUACGGUCACUCCCCCUGAACGAGAUAACAUCAAGACAGGAGCGUACUCCGACCGGCCACCGGGUAUUCCCCGAGAGAGAGGUCUCCAGGGACACUAGACGACAGAGAGACAGGGAAAGAGACUUCGAUUUUGAUGGAUCCCCGCUGAGUCCAAUAGCUCGCGACAAGGACAGAGUGAAGAAGUCUUCAACCCGGGUGUCGGAUGUGAGUGACAAGAGGAGGUUCUUCUGUAGGGAGUGGGUGUUCCAGAAGAUAGCGCACUGCUUAGAACAACGAGCGGUCAGCAAGACUGCUGGAACCCUUAUAUUGGGUGACGCUGGCAGUGGGAAGACUGCCUUAUGUCAAGAGCUGAGCGCCCCGGGCACAGGUCCUCAGGCUAGACAACAGCGAGCGUUGAACAGGCGAAUGCUCGCCAGACACUUUUUGCAGGGUCCAGGAGACUGCAGCCAAAGACCUGGAGAAUUCGUCCGUUCACUGGCGAUGCAGAUCCUUUCACAUUCUGAACAUGCAAAACCUGAUGACAGAUCAGAUAGAAAUUCCUUGGAAGACAAUUUUGUUCAGCGGUUCCGUGAUAUGGGUGAGGAUUGUGAGGAGAGCUCCAAACCACUGCUGGCUGAUAGUGAAGAUCAACGCACAGACGAGGAGGAGACGAGCUCUAGACAGAGAACAGCGGACAGAUUACACGAGAGAGAAGAGUAUACAGAUUGUAUUAAUGACGCCGAGCUCAGUGGACAUAUGCUACCGGAAAUACUGCCGAAGGCGGAUGUGAAGCCAACGAAUCCGUUCGUCAGCGACCAGAAUGACCUCCGUCUAUACGAGAACCACGAAAACUUGUUCCUCCGCAACAUAUCACAGCGACAGUCCAAAGAACUGCGGAAUUCAAGACUUCUACGUCAAAGUUCUGAACCGCUCCAGGAGAAGAGACCUUCCGUGCUCCAGAAGAGUCUGUCGAACGAUCAAGAAGAGAAGAAAGAGAUGAACAGCCCGCCAAAAUCAAGAAUACCAGUCGCCAACUUCCGGUAUCCGAAUAAAAGUGGCCUACGUCCUGAUAGUUCCCCGAAAAAGGAUCCCAAAGAACUUCCCGAGUACCAGAACAUAGUCCACGACGUUAAAGACGAUCCGCAGACUGAAAUGGAGCUACUUCUGGAGAAGAAGCGAUCAGCGUCUGAAGAGGAACCGCCUCCGAUCCCCAGCCUGCCCGUCAAUCCCAGGACUUUGAUAGCCAACGCCUACUACGAGAAGCUGUUAUCGGAAACGGAAAUCCAGCAGGCCUUGCUGCCCCAGAACCUGGACAAGAAUCCCGAUGAGUGCUUCAAGAAGGCCAUUCUGUUUCCGUUACUGGAGAUAGAUCCACCUAAGCAGUGCUUGUUUUUACUUAUUGACGCUAUUGACGAGGGCGCCACUAAUGACGGCGAUGGCAGCGAGGGCAGCGUGGCCGGGGUGGUCGGCCGUCACCAACACCUGCUACCGCACUGGCUGCUGCUGGUGGCUACUGCGAGGAGACACUCUCGCCUGGCUAGGGUGUUCACCGGUUUCCGUAAGAUAACUUUGGAUGAGCUGUGUCGAGCCCAUGUGGCCGCGGACGUCCAGCGCUACGUGUUGGCUCGCCUGGACAACGAACCUAGACUAAGGGCGCGCGUGUCCAGCGACGCGGCGGCGGCGGCCUCGGCGGCGGCCGCCCUCGACCAUCUCCGCAUCAAGAGCGACGGAUGCUUACUGUACCUCGAGAAGGUGCUGGACGGUGUAGCCGACGGUUUUAUAGCUCUGCGUGAAAUAAGAGAGAUCCCAGGUACACUCAACGGACUGUACUUGUGGCUCGCGCAGAGGCUGUUCCACGGACGCAGAUUCAAUAAGGUCCGGCUGGUGUUGGACGUGCUGCUGGCCGCUCGCUGCGGUGUGACUGAGGACAUGCUGUACAAGUGUCUCCUCACUAAGGAGUACAGCGUCACCAGGGAGGACUUUAACAGACGGAUGCAUCUGUUGAGGAGGAUAGUGUCCGUGGACCGCUCGACGGGCUUCGUGGCGAUCUUCCACCGCUCCUUCUCCUCGUGGCUGGUGGACGUGAAGCACUGCACCCGGCGCUACUUGUGCGACGUCUCCGCGGGUCACGCCGCUCUCGCCAUGCAUUACACUCUAGAAGCCAGAAGACUGUCAGCUCUCGAGAUCCAUCACUACGUGUAUCACAUGACGCAGCUGGAACAACACCUGGCCUCGCUCAAGAAGGGGAAGCUCGGCUGUGAGCCGGUGGAGCUUCAUACUCUGGUGCUGCUCUGGGUGUUGGACUCCGGCUGCCAGGUGGAGGCGGCGCUCCAACAUGACAGAGGACAGAUUGAGGAGAAAAUCGAAGAUAAAGAUCAAGAUCCGGAGUCUGAGGGAAAGGAGUCGACUUCCUGUAAAUCAUUGGAACAGUCCGCUCUGGAGAACAUAAUGCCGGAGCUGGUGAACGGUAGCACCCCCAGGUGGCCGAGGGACAGGCGGGUGAUGCGGGCCCUCAUGGAGCUUAGCAGGACGGAUUCCGUCCCCACGGAACCCGAGGAAGACGUCAAUGAUCUGCUGUCCACUGAGAAGGCGCUGGAGAGUGAAGAGAACGCGACCGGGGACGAGCACGAUGAGGCGCUACUCCUGGAUCCGGGGACUGUUCAUGAGUUAGCAGCGAGAGGAGAUGAAGACGCGUUAUCAGUUUUAUUGAAGCGUCGUCCUGAGCUGGCUCAGUCGGUGGACGCGGCGGGGGCCACGGCCUUGCACGCCGCGGCCCGGGCGGGGCGCGCCGGGACCGCAGCCCUCCUGCUCAAGGCGGGCGCUUCGCCCUCCGUGGCGGACGGCGACGGCUGGAGCCCGCUCAGGGCUGCGGCCUGGGCUGGCCACGUGGAGGUGGUGGACGUGCUCCUGGAACAUGGUUGCGACGUGGACUGCGUGGACGCCGACAACAGGACCGCCUUGAGGGCUGCGGCGUGGUCCGGCCACGAGGCCGUGGUUGCGCGGCUCUUGGCCGGGGGGGCGGAGGCCGAGCGCGCGGACGCUGAGGGCCGCACGCCCCUAAUGGCCGCCGCUUACAUGGGCCACGCGGACAUCGUGAGAUUGCUGCUGGACGCCGGCGCCGGCACCGACCACGCCGAUCAUGACGGCCGUACGGCGCUGUCGGUGGCGGCUCUGUGUAGAGCUGGUGGGGCGUGCGCCGCCUUACUCCUGGAGCGAGGAGCGGACCCCGGCCGAGCGGACAGGGACCGCGCGACCCCGCUCUUAGUGGCCGCCUUUGAAGGACACACUGAAAUAUGCGAAUUACUUCUCGAGGCGGAAGCGGAUAUAGAGGCCUCAGACGCGGCGGGCCGCACGGCGCUGUGGGCGGCCGCGUCUGCGGGCCACGCCGACACCGUCAGACUGCUACUGUUCUGGGGGGCCUGUGUCGACACCAUGGACGACGAGGGACGGACUGUGCUCAGCACAGCCGCCGCACAGGGUAACGUGGAGGUUGUCCGCCAGCUGCUAGACCGGGGGCUAGACGAACACCACCGGGACAACUCCGGCUGGACGCCGCUACACUACGCCGCCUUCGAAGGUCAUAUAGAGGUCUGCGAAGCGCUUCUGGAAGCGGGGGCGAAGGUCGACGAGGCCGACAACGACGGCAAGGGACCUCUCAUGCUGGCGGCGCAGGAGGGACACACCAGGCUCCUGGAACUGCUCGUGGACACCUGGGCCGCCCCGGUCGACCAACGCGCGCACGACGGCAAGACGGCGCUGCGCCUGGCGGCGCUGGAGGGGCACUUCGAGGCAGUAGCCGCGCUGCACUGCCGCGGGGCGGACGUGGACGCGCUGGACGCGGACCGGCGGAGCACGCUAUAUGUACUGGCCUUGGACAACAGACUGGCGAUGGCCAGGCAGCUGCUGGCGUGCGGGGCCAGCGUACACUCCAGUGACACUGAGGGUCGGACUCCUCUCCACGUGUCCGCCUGGCAGGGACACACUGAGAUGGUCAAUCUGUUGAUAAAAGUCGGCGGGGCGUCCGUGGACGGCCGGGAUCGCUGCUCACGCACGGCGUUGCACGCGGCGGCUUGGCGCGGCCGGGCCGGGGUGUUGCGGACCCUGCUGGAACACGGAGCGGACCCCGCGGCCGUGUGCACUCAGGGAGCUACGCCGUUGGGGAUAGCUGCACAGGAGGGUCACGAGGAGUGCGUGCUGUGGCUUCUCCAGCUCGGGGCUGAUCCGUUACAAGCUGACCACUGUGGUCGUACGCCUGCUAAAGUAGCCUGGAGAGCUGGACAUGCGAACAUCUGCCGGCUUCUGGAGCGCUGGACCGCGCCCUCCGCACCUCCAGCACCUCCCGUCACACAUCACGAGGACAAGCGACCAGCCUCCCCGGAGUACAAACGCCGUAGUAUCCACAGCUCCAACUCCACAAAAUCAUCGUCCAACAUGACCGGCGGCUCCAACAGGUCACACGACGAGGACGAAAAGGGUUCCCUCUCUUUCGCCCAGCAGGUGGCGCGCUGUGGACGAGCGAGACGGGAGAUAGAGAGAGACGAACCGAUACCAGAACACCAAGUGCUGGAACAGGACUCCAAGCUGAGGAGUUAUAUAGCGAAUGAGAGGGACAGCGAGCUACAUGGAUAUGCGAGGGAGAGAGACAGGAGACGGGAACAGAGACACGGCACCACCAGCCCGCUGUACGCCUCGCCGCCCAGGAGCCCCAGCGAACCACGGAGCCCCGACCCGCCUGCUGGUUCCCAGCCAGCCAGUCUAACGAGCGCCCCGGCACUGACGGACAACCACUUCAACAGAGACACGCACAUGAGGAUCAUCCUGGGCAGAGACAAGCACGCGGAGAAACAUGACGGCGAGGUGAUUUUGGCGACAAGAAUGUUGUGCAGAGUAUUGGGGAGUUUCGGCCGGACCAGGGGCAGGAUAUUAAAGAAAACUAAGAAUAAGAGGAAUGGCAUCGUCACCAACCCGGCGAUGCGUCUGGUCGCUAACGUCAGGAACGGUCUGGACAGCGCAGCAGCUAACAUUCGUCGGACGGGGGUCGCGUUAGCAGCCAGCGCCAGUUCCUCCAAUCCAGCAGUCAAGACCAACGCGUUCCAGUGGAGGAAGGAGACUCCGCUCUAGACGACACAGACUUGUGACUGUCGCGACACAGACUUGAGACUGUCGCGACACAGACUUGAGACUGCAGCAAGACAGUCGUGAGACUGUCGCAAGACAUUUCCGUCUCCACUAACGCUAAGCAAUAAUCUGCUCUCACAAGACUCCAGCAGUGCCCCAGAUUGUAUAACGAGCAAUAUAGUACGUGUGCCGCGGCUGUAGCUGUGUAGAAGCUGGUUUCUGAAUCUAUUCCUUGCAAAUAUUUCUCCGUUGAGGUGAAAAAUAUUGUUUUUUAACGGACUGAUUUUCAACUUUUCAUCGAAAAGAUGAAAAAUACAGUUAGUGCUAAGAUUCCAAGUAUUAUACGGAGUUAUUAAUUUAAGAAACGCCAUAUUUUAUUGAAAAUAAAGUAACAAGAGAGCGUUUGCUUUUCAUUCGUUUAAAAAUUUCAUAAAAAAUACUCGUAACUAGAUGUAACUACAAAAUAUUUUUAGACUCCAUGUAAACAGCAACAUACAAAAACGAAAAUACAAAAAAUAAAGUAGACGACUUCCGUAUCCGGCUAUAAUAAUUUAGAAAUUAAAAUAUAUUUUUCGAAUAUUUAAUUUAAGGUUGUAUCUUAAACAUUUAUUUAGCUUUAACCUGCGACUUUCGCUUUCUAUAAAUAAAAAAAAAAAAUAGAUAAAAAAAAUACUAAAAAUAAGCAGUAUUACGUACUUUAAACAUUUCCGUGUUGCAUUUCGAAAGAUCACAAUGCAUUUCUAGUUCGCCUAAAACGUUACUGAUCUCAACUCGAACAAAGUUAACUAACUUUUAGACUAAAACUAAAAUUAAUUUAGUUCUUAGAUUGGCUUCACACUUUGUUUGGCAAUAAAUACGUUAUGUUAUACGGAAUUUAGUCAUUCUUAUCCUAACAUUUUCCCGCCAUUUGUUCUGUCAUCUGUCAGUUAUGACAUUUCUGUUAUGAAUGUUUUAUUCCAUACAGCCAAUCUAAGUUCUCAAAUCUGUAUAUUUAAACUAGUCCAGAUAAGCAAGGUGCCUAGUUGUAAAAGCUAAGCGUGAGUAGGUUAUAAUAAAUUAGUAUAUUAUAUUGGCAACACCAAUGUGUGUCUGAAUGUAGAAUGUUAUAGCCUCUUUAUUUUUCUAUAUCGGAAUUAAGUAUAUUAUAUUGUCAUAUAUUAUUUUGACUUACGAUUUUUUUUAUUACGAAUGAUUUAUGAUAUAGUACUAUCGAUUAUUUAAGAUGUAUUGAUUGAUUUUAAUUCUUGCCAAACUUAACCUCAGUCCCGUAAAGUUAAUAUCCGUUGUCCAUUUUUUAUAAUUUAAAAUAUUUUUGUGUGAAUCACGUUUGUUUAUUAAUUUACAUUUGGUUUGUAUCAACGUGAAUACGAUAAACGAAAACUAGAGGUCUCUUUCUAUCAAAGUGUGUUUUUGUACUGAAAAUAAUCAAACCUAAAUAUUCUCGGAGGAAUAGUAUUGCUAGUCUCUCACGUAACGUAAAGACAAACAAACAUUAUUACGGUGCGUUUAAUUUGUACCAAAAUAAUGAAAUUUCAACGAUUUACAAUAUUUUAUGUGAACGAAUGACAGAUUAUAAAAACGGAGGCUACUGUGUCUAGCUUAGAAUUGUUUAGUUUAAAAAUAUAUUAAAUAAUAUUCUGUUCGGUGAGAAAUCUUUUUUAUUUUAUAUUAUUCAUAUCUCAUGUAAAUUAAAUUCAUUUAUUCGAGUAUUUUAAUUAUACUUACAUAUGUUUGAAAAUUAUUAUAUAUAUUAUAUACUGUUUUAGUAGAUUUUGGUAGAAAUCACGCCAUGGUAGUUUGUGACGCUUAUUUUUUUUUUUUGUGUAAAUUAGAAGAAAUAUUUAUUUAUUUCUAGGACUUUGGAUGUAUUUGGAUUUUUUUUUUUUAAUUUUUUUUUUUUGUAUUCGUGUGAAUAUUGUGAUAGGAUGGUAACGAGAAGUUUUUUUUAAUUAAAUAUAAUGUAGCUGGUGCCGUGUAAUAAAUGUGGAAAUAUAUUGAAAUAUAUAUAAUUUCUCUUAAAUAA